GGAGGAGGGUUGGAGAGAGCGCGCUGCCUCCUUCUGCUCUCUUCCUCCGAUGUUGAAAUUCCUCUCUCAUGAGGAACUUCCUGGUUGGUAACCGGCAGCAGUAUGGAGAUCACAGAGAUGUCAUUUGUCAGAGAGAGAGAGGAGGAGAGAGGGAGGGUUGGAAAGGCAGCGGUUCGAAGAAGAUUUGAGUGAACGAGGAAGGAACUGUCGACCCAAAUGAGAGAAAGACAGGAAGGAGACAGUUAAAGCAACCUUGAGUGAGUCUGUAAAUGUAUAAUCAUCUGUUUGUAGCCUGAUAAGAUAUGAUUUAGGCGUCUUGAUGAGAGAAAAGUACACAGGCGUUUCAGGAAGCUAAACAAGAACAGCGUCUCUAGACAGCACAGCACAUCAUGGUAGUGAAUCCUUUUUUCGUGUGCAUUAACAUGAGUUUAACUUAACUUAAGUCUUCCAUACCAAACGCCCAACCCAGCAAAAUGAACAAAACCAACUUCACUUGAAAACAGACCAGAGUCAAAGAUGAGGCAGGAAGGGGAAGAGGAGAGACAACAAGCUCGGGUAGGAUGAUACGCGUUUACACAUGCAAUCUGCGGGUCUUCUGGCCUGUUCUCCUCUUUUUGGUGGCCAUCGUGGUGGUCCUUCACCACUAUACACAAACACUGAGCUCGGAGCAGAAGUCAGACGUUUCCAGAGACCCACCGGGAGGGGACGGCUGCUGGGAUGAAGCAAGCUAUUCCAUUCUUUUUCUGCUCUUCAAGCUUGUUCUGGCCGGCACGCUGUGUUUCCUCAGCCUCAGGUUCUGUUGCUCCCACCAGCCGAGAAGGGCAGGAAAAGGGGCUCGGCUCACGGACACAUUACCUCGGCAGCAGCUUCUGGACGACUUCUAUAACCGAUGUGUGCGGCUCUCGCCUCACAUGGUGGGCCACAGCAAAGCCAACGUAGCCAAGGUGGUGGGAGACCUGAUCAGAGCCGGCCGCACCUCCACAACCCCUGAGUCGGGCCUUUCUCUCCGGGGCGACUUCUUGCAGGUGGGUAGCACCUAUGAGGAGCACAAGACCGGCUCUCCGGACUGCUUUGACAUCCUCGUCCCACUGAGGGUCCCCAGCGGACUGAAGCCCCAGCCCAGGAUCGUGUGGGGGCCGGGGGGGGGAGAGAGAGACCAGAGAGAGACGGAUGUGGGUAAGGGUGAGGAGGAAACCAAAGCAGAAGUGAAACACGCGUGUUCGGUCCAGAGGAAGAAAAAUGACAAGCAGAAAAAACACAAGAGGCCCAAGAGCGGGCAAGAGAUACGAGGGAGUGAUCAGGAGAAGACUGCCCUCAAGAGAGAGUACGAAGACAAGGACAGGGACGAGGCGGACGUGUUGAAUACCAUCGAGGAGGACACCUGCGGUCCCGUUCCCAAAGGCUGCCUGGAGGUGCCCCUACAUGAAGAAUGGCUGCGCAGACACCCAGCCUUUGCCAGCACCUUCCUGCGGCCUUGCCCCCAGGAAUCCCCGUCUGGUGGAGGUGAGAAGGGGAGCAGAGUCUACAUGAUCCUCUCGGCCUCGGUCCUCCGCUGGUUCCUUCACACGAUGCAGCACUGCCUGGCCUCCGUGCGCUACUCCCACGAGCUGCACUGCAGCCUCAGCCUCACGCCGUCCGACCAGUGCGUGCAGCUGCACCUCACCCAGCAGCCGGACUACAUCUGCUGCCACAUCUCCACCGUGGUGCGCAUGAUCCCCGUCUUCCUCCUCGCCAACGGCGUCUACCUCGUCCCGACGGACGCCGCCGCCGCGACGCUCCCGGGGCGGCGCGGUCAGCGGAGGGACCUGUGGACGCUCUUCUUCCCCCAGCACGAGCAGAGGCUGCUGGGGUGGAAGAGGACUCAGCUCCCCCGCCGCUCCUGCCAUCUCAAGUGCCUGCAGCUGGUCAAGGCCGUCCGGGACCUGGGGGGCCAGGCCCUGGACGGCCCGGGGGCGGAGGCCUGGAGGGCGGUGCUCUCCUCCUACGUGCUGAAGACCGCCUGGAUGCGUCUGCUGCUGGGGAUCCCCGCCGAGGCUUGGGAGGAGCGCCACCUGGUGGCCCGCGUGGAGGACCUGGUCCAGAGCCUCGGCGCGGCCCUGGAGAGGCGGUCCAUCGCUCAUCUGUUCCUGGGAGGCGACGGCGCCGACAGCCUGCCGCCAGAACCCGUGGCGUUCUCCAAACCGGCCAAGGCGACGGCGGGAGGGGCUCCGAGGGCGAGCGGGGGGAACCUCUGGGCGGGGAUCCCCGCUGCGCAGCUGGGCAUGGUGUCGGGGCGUCUGGCGUACACGUGGACACACCUCCACCGGCUGAUCCGCCUCACUCGCCCGCCGGGGAUCGCCCAGCUCGGAGCGCCGGGACACAGACACGUCUGGAAGUGACCGAGGACAAAGACAGUGAUGUCAUAUGAUUCAUGUAACCAUGUAACCACAAGUAUUGUUAUAUCAUCAGAUUGGCGUCAUUAUGCAUGUAGUGACUCAUGGGUUGACGAUGCACACGCGUGCCCCUCAGGGCAUGCUGCGGGUUGCUACGAGGACAGUGAUGUCAUGGUAGUGUCCGCUUCCCCAGUGGACUCCUGCGACACGCCCGCACAGCUCCAUGUGGAGAUCUACGUGUCUCUGCACUACGCUGCUCUUUAGAACAUGGCGUUACCUUCACAGUAUGUGUCACAGCUUAUGUCCAGGGAUACAGAGAUACUAUACCGUCAGACAGUGAUAAGGUUAUCGGUUUGUUCUUCGGGGACAGCCUACACAAAACCGUACACAUGUAAAACGUAUUCUCUUAGACACAUGCGUAUGUUUAUCAAAUGUACCAACACGGACACAUUGAAUCAUGACUUUAAAACUAUGACACGCAAGGCAUGCUAAACAUUAGUGGACGAACCGUAAAUAUAAACGUAUUGUUUGUGAUAUUAAUAAUACAAUUGCUUCUAUUCCAAGAUUUAUAUUUUAUAUGUAAAUGCCGUGCAUGAUUUUUCUGUUGCUGUUUUUUAUAUUAUUUAAAAAGAUGUGUUCAGACUUUUACAUGGCUUUUCUCAGCUAAGAAUAAAAGCAUACUGGUUAUGGUA
Molecule: messenger RNA, 3064 nt
Organism: Gadus macrocephalus (Pacific cod)
Lineage: Eukaryota; Metazoa; Chordata; Actinopteri; Gadiformes; Gadidae
Product: inositol 1,4,5-trisphosphate receptor-interacting protein-like 2
Exons: 3
Coding region: 561-2378 (605 amino acids)
Source: RefSeq, a predicted model, not a curated record